GUCAUCCCAGAAAUUACGAAAGCUUUUGACGGAAGGAACAUAACUUUUUGGGUGAAGCUCCGUGACAAUGUCAGUAAUCGCCGGCGAAUCACCGGGAGAGAAACCGAUCGGAAAUCCAUCGGAGGGGAGCGUUCAGAAAUCCCCAGGAUCAAUCGAUGCUAAUGAUUUUCACUGGGCGGACUAUGUAGCGCAACAAGCGGUAAUUGCACAGAAGACUAUCGAGACCACCGUAGACAACGCAAUUGAAACCACCAGAUCGCGAGCCGAUCAAUUUCUCACCACCGCGUCGGCUCACUUCGGAAUGACGAUUGAUAUGAUGCAGGACUCUUGUCAGAGGUUGAAGUCUGAGUAUCGCAUGUAUGAGAAUAUUGCAUUUGGGAAGAUUAAAGAGGGAUUGCUUGUUGCUUCUGCACAUCCAUUUAUAACAACCGGAUCUGUGCUUGGUGUGACAUUUCUAGGUCUAAAAAGGACCAGACAAUUCUUGCACUACAAGACAUUGCGCAUCUUUACUAGUGAAGAGAAAUUGGUUUCUAAAGCUGAUUUGAAGGUUAAGGAGUUACGGCAGUCGAUUGAAAGUUUGAAGGCAGAAAGUGAAAAGUUGGAGAAAAGGGCAUUGCAAGCUGAGGAAGAUUUGUUGCGAGGGAGGACAAAACUGAAGCAAACAGGAAAGCAAAUACAGAGCGUCAUCAAUUCUGCCUAUAAGAUAGAAAGGCAAGCAGCAGGCUUGAAGGAUGUUCUUAAAGAGCUUCCUAGUAGAGAAGCAUCUCGAUUUCGAUCUCAAGUUAAUAACCUCGCGAAAGAGGCUAAGAAAGAAAGGAACGUUCUUUCGAAAGAAGUUAUGAAGAUCAGCAACCACGGAAUCUCGGUCUGAAUUUAAUCUCAUUAGUAAGUAACUUCUUGUCAAUUUUCUUAGAUGUUUGAUACUGCGGCAAAUGAAUAAAAAAAGAAAUCUAUAACUUGAACAAUUGAAUUUACCCAUCUUUUUUAUAAUGAGGUGAUUAUAUGUGUUGUAGUAAGUGGCAAUAGCCCUUGGUCCUUUCA
Molecule: messenger RNA, 1041 nt
Organism: Andrographis paniculata
Lineage: Eukaryota; Viridiplantae; Streptophyta; Magnoliopsida; Lamiales; Acanthaceae
Exons: 9
Coding region: 68-871 (267 amino acids)
Source: RefSeq, a predicted model, not a curated record